Sabethes cyaneus is the source of this 4707-nucleotide messenger RNA. It is a transcript of the gene ninaC, whose product is annotated as neither inactivation nor afterpotential protein C. Gene Ontology annotation, molecular function: ATP binding; protein binding; protein tyrosine kinase activity. Gene Ontology annotation, biological process: protein phosphorylation. The transcript is spliced from 12 exons. Gene Ontology annotation, cellular component: myosin complex. NCBI's taxonomy places the organism in Eukaryota, Metazoa, Arthropoda, Insecta, Diptera, Culicidae. The record is from RefSeq and is a predicted model, not a curated record. The coding region runs from base 1 to 4650 and encodes 1549 amino acids.
AUGACACACCUAAAAAUUGACACCCUACCCGAUCCGGGUACACGCUACCGGCUGGCAGAAAUCAUUGGCAACGGAGUCUGCGGAAAGGUGUACAAAGCCGUAGACACCAAUGCAAGCAACAAGAAUGUAGCGGUCAAGGUGCAAAAGUACGAAGGGGACACGAAAACCGCUAUCCAGGAGGAAUACAGGAUAUUGCGCGACUAUUCCAAUAACACUAAUCUGUUGGAUUUCUAUGGGGUCUACCGGAAGAAGCUUACCGCAGACAUAGAUGAGAUUUGGUUCAUCCUGGAGUACUGCGAAAGCGGACCAAUCAUAGAUAUAAUCAGAAAAAUACAUAAUAGCAAUCGACGUAUCAUCGAGGAUCAUAUAGCGUUUAUUUUAAGAGAAACAGCGAAAGCUUUGAUUUAUCUUCAUGAGCAUCAUGUUAUCCAUCGAGAUGUUCGAGGUAGCAAUAUUCUGCUCACCAAGGAAGGAGAAGUCAAGCUGUGUGAUUUUGGAAUUUCGCGAGACAUUAAAUCUACACUUGGUAAACGAGGAACCUGCAUUGGUUCACCCUGCUGGAUGGCACCGGAAGUUAUAACAAGUUCAAAGAGUGAAGCGGAAGCGUACGACAGUAGAGCCGACGUGUGGGCACUCGGCAUUACGGCAAUCGAGCUCGGUGAUGGUAAACCCCCGUUCGGUGACAUGCAUCCAACAAGAACGAUGUUUCAAAUUGUUCGCAAUCCUCCGCCGACGUUGUAUCGACCGGCCAACUGGACUCAGAACUACAACGACUUCAUUGCCGAAUGUUUGGAGAAAAACGCCGAUCAUCGCCCAUUCAUGAUGGAAAUCAUCGAGCAUCCGUUCUUCACACAACUACCGGAAAAUGAUUACCAUUUGAGUCAAGAGCUGAAGAUGCUAGCUGCUUCAGUUAUGAAUGUUACACUACCAGCGAAAGAUGACGUUAAGUUAAUCAAGGGAGCUCUCCAGAAACCGGAUAACAGAGUAGAGAAGAUGUAUGUCGAGGAUUUGGCCGCACUGGAGAACAUCACCGAAGAAACCGUGCUGGAAGAGUUGAUUCAUCGCUACAAAUGUGGCUCCACCUACACUUUUGUCGGUGAUGUACUGAUUUCUAUGAAUACGAACGAGAGAAUGGGAGAAUAUCCCAAAACGUUCCACUCGAAGUACGCGUUCAAAUCCCGUUCGGAUAAUGCUCCGCACAUAUUCGCCCUCGUGGACAGUGCCUAUCAGGAUAUGCUGCACCACGAGGAACCGCAGCACAUCAUCAUGGCGGGCGAAAGCUUUUCGGGAAAGACAACCAACGUGAAGCUGAGCAUGAAGCACCUGUCCAUUCUGGGCGAAGGCAAUCCCGGCGUGUUCAAUCGAAUCGAGUCCAGCUACAAGAUUAUCUCUGCGCUCGUUAACGCGGGCAGUCCACUCAAUCCGGAUUCGACUCGAAGCAUCAUGCAAAUUCAGAUGACAUUUGGUCCUUCCGGCAAACUUUCCGGUGCUAUAUUUUGGGUUUAUUUGUUGGAAAAGUUUCGCAUUUCAUCGACUAAUAUGAACCAAUCAAACUUUCACAUAUUCUACUACUUCUACGAUACGAUGGAAGCAGAAGAGCGUCUGCGUGACUUUUCGCUUGAAAGAGGGCGAAAUUAUCGCUAUCUCCGUAUACCGGAAUCUAGCAACGGCACCAAACUGAAGUACUGCCGUGACAACGUGCAAGGCAACAUUCAGGCGUUUAGAGAAUUCGAGCAGCUGCUGCUGUUGCUGGAAUUUUCGCCUGAACUACUCGAAACGGUGUACAGAACUUUGGCGGCUAUUUUGCUGCUGGGCGAGGUUCGGUUUAGAGAUGCCGAUAACGGGACCGAACUGGAAGAUUUCGCUACACCCCACAAGGUAGCCUCGUUGUUGAAGCUGGAUGAGAAAAAGUUCCAGUGGGCGCUGUUGAAUUACUGUGUUAUCAUAAAAGGUGCCGCACAGAAACGUCGCCAAACGCCGGACGAGGCGAGGGAUGCCAGAGAUGUGCUUGCGGCGACCAUCUAUAAUCGGUUGGUGGACUGGCUAAUUAAUACCAUAAAUCAGAAGCUUUCGUUCGGGAGGGCCAUUUAUGGUGAUCAACAUUCAACAACCAUCACCGACCAUUUCGGAUUUGAAUGCUUCCAUCGUAAUCAUAUUGACCAAUUGAUUGUAAACUCACUGAACGAACAGAUGCAGUAUUUGUACAAUCAACGCAUCUUCGUGUACGAAAUGAUUGAACAGGAAGAGGAGCAAGUUCCGGAGGUUCAGCUACACUUCUACGACAACAAACUGGCGGUGGACCAUCUGAUGAGCAAACCGAAGGGUGUUUUCAGCUUCAUCGAUGACGCUAGUCGAGGCCGCCACACCCAGAGCUACAUAAUCGACUCCUUACAGUCCAAUAACAGUCCGUUCAUCAAGCGUGCCAGCAAUCACGAAUUCACUGUAGCGCACUAUACCGGUCGAAUUGCUUACGACGCACGCGACAUGCCAGACAGAAAUCGUGAUUUUAUUCCACCGGAAAUGAUCGAAACGCUCAGGAACUCCGGCGAACCGAUGGUGAAGAUUAUGUUUACCAACCAGUUAACAAAAACCGGCAACUUAACGAUGGCUAGUGAAGAGACCUCGGGACAGCAAGUGACGGAACCAAAACCGAAUAAAAAGAAACGUUGGGGAGCUGCCCUGGUAGCUGAAAAAAGCAAGGCCAAAAAGAUGAUGAAUACUUUGUCGCGUGGAAUGUACUCUCAGAUUCACAAGAUGCGAACUAUUGCAAAUGUGUUCCGGGCUACCAGUUUGGAGCUGAUUCGCACAUUGGCUAUUGGACCGAACAGUGGUGGAACUCACUUUGUUCGUUGCAUCCGUUCGGAUUUGGAGUACCUACCGAACGGGUUAUCCAAAGAGAUGGUCCGCCAGCAGGUUCGUGCAAUGGCUAUUUUGGACACGGCGAAGGGUCGCCAGAGAGGCUUUUCGCAUAGGAUUCCAUUUCAGGAGUUCCUUAGACGAUAUCAGUUUCUGGCAUUUGAGUUUGAUGAGAAUGUUGAACUGACCAGGGAUAACUGUCGACUGCUGUUGAUCCGGUUGAAGUUGGAAGGUUGGGUUAUUGGAAAAACUAAAGUUUUUCUCAAGUACUACAAUGUAGAGUAUUUGUCGCGCUUGUAUGAAACGCAGGUCAAGAAAAUUGUUAAGGUUCAGGCAAUGAUGAGAGCGUUCCUUGCCAAACGAAAUAUUGCUUCGAAGCUGAAGAAUCUUCAUCGGGAGUCUGUUCGCAAGCGACAAGAGCCUUCUCAAAACGUAGACCAAGCUGCAACGAGAAUUCAAACAGCAUUUCGAGGACAUCUUGCCCGUAGAAAAUACAGUCCACUUAUAAAUGAACGAACUGGAAAGCUUGAUCCGGAAACAGCCGAUUUUCUGAAACCAUUUGCCUAUCGUUGGAGAAAGAAAUCGGUUUAUCAAAUACUGUUGCGAUACCGAGCUGCUCGUUACCAAGAUCUAGUGAACUUUUCACAGCAGGUUCACAUUUUUAAUCAAAGAUUUGUCGCCGGCGCAACUACCUGUAGUAAUUGUAUUUUAUUGGAAAGAAUAGAUUCCAACCAGCGGAACCGUGGUUUGCUGGGUCCCAUGAAACUAUCGGUUUGGAAAUUACCCUUCCGUAUGGACGACAUUCCCUUCUUCGAUACGACCUACAUGUGUGACCCGUCAGUUGCAACAUACGCUUACACCGGGAACGAUUCGGAAACGGAAGAUUGGGAUGCACCAUUACGUAGAAGGAAAAAUCUCUCCGCGGAUAUUGCACGGUCAACACACCGGGGCGGGCAGAACAAUGCCGUACAUCACAGUCUGGCUAAUGAACCAUUCCAUCGUGAUCCCACCUUGCCUAUCAGAAGGAUAUCACCUCGUCAAAAUAACGACUACGCGGCACGACGAUGUGGAGGUUCUUCACCGAUUAAUAAUUGUUCCUCCUAUUCUCCUGUCUCCUUUGCUCGGCAGAAUGUAGACGAUAUGAGAAACCGGUUCAACUCUCCCAGCCCAGGCGAUUUGGCAACCAAAACUGCCGUUUACAAGAAGAGACCAGCCCCGAAGGCGCCAGGUGGGUUUAAUAAAGCAUCAUCCCCACCUAUUGAUAAUAAACAAUACAAGAAACGUCCAGCACCGCAGCCAGUUAAAUCAUGGGAACCCAGGACCGGAGGACAUGAGUAUGGAUUCGAAGGCAAGAUUACACCCACGAAAAUCAAUCCGAUAAAGGAGCUGCAGAUGAUGGGAAGAAAAAAUUACGACGAGAAUUAUAACUCGGAUGACGAACCGCCAUUCAACUUCCAGGGAAUGUUACGCAAGACCAACUACAAUCGAGCAUCGAUGAAGCGAGCUGUAAGCGACAACCGCAUGUCUACGACUAACAUCGAUUUUGAGGAUAGCAACAGUAACAGUGUUAACAAUAACUUUUACAUGGAUAACGGUCACCGUUCGGAGGGAAAUAUUGUAUACCAGAGCAAGGUAAAGGAAACUCGGUCGAAGACGACGACAUAUAAUGAACCACAACCGGGCCCUUCCAAGAGUCAUCACUCCAUACCGACGUUCGAUGAAAAUAAAAACAACUACGUACAGGAAGAGAUCGCUCCGGGAAUCUUCGUUGAGGGAUACGUAGCGGAUCUGUAAUGGUGCCUUCGCAGAGAACUAUGUAUAACUAUUUUCGCAGUUUAUUCUUGUUUAGUG